AGUACAUUGACGUUUGAUCAAUACCUCUAUCGUUGCAGAUUCUGUAUACCUAUCACUAUACGGCAUAUUGACCUCGAGAUCUGAACACUGGUUGACUGCUCGUGGCGAUGGAGCACGAUUUGGACUGUCUCACGAUAGCCGAGCUCGAAAAACUGGCUACGCAGCGUAUGGACAGGCAGACCAGGGACUAUUAUAAUGAAGGUGCUGACAGCGGAACCACUGUGCGGGAAAAUGAGUCUGCUUAUCAAAAAUAUCGCCUCAGACCAAGAGUUUUGAGGAACGUGUCCAAGGUGGACAGCUCCGUCAAUGUAUUCGGUACGCGAUGCAGCGUGCCCUUUGGAGUAGCACCUGCCGCUAUGCAAAAACUUGCACAUGAGGAGGGAGAACUGGCGACAGCACAUGCUUGCCAGGAAAAAGGAGUGGUCAUGGGCUUGAGUUCCUUUUCGACAACUGCGCUGGAAGAUGUGCGUGCAGCGAGUGGAAACACACCCAACGUCUUACAACUGUAUCUCUUCGAAGAUAGGGAACAAAGUAGGAAGCUGAUUGAGCGCGCAAAGAAAGUUGGUUACAGCGCUGUUGUGUUGACUGUCGAUACUCCUUUGCUGGGCAGAAGAAAUUUGGAAAUUCGUAACCAAUUUCGACUACCAGGGCACCUCAGAGCCGCCAACUUCGACUUGGACAACGAAGGGAGGGGCUCUCGUUCCAGCAGGUCGGAGUGUUCAGAUACUGCGUUCUCGAAAGACCAUUCAGCGGCGGCUAAGAGCACGGCUGCCAACUAUAGAGAGGGUCGUCGAGUCCUCCCAACCGGCCCCGUCACCUUCCACACUCAUGGACCAAAUCCAACUCUGGAGUGGGAUGAGUGCAUUCCAUGGCUCAAGGCGCAAGCAUCGCCAAUGCAAGUCUGGGUGAAAGGUAUUAUGACCGCUGAGGAUGCCGCGUUAGCGGUUGGCCACCAUGUCGACGGUAUCAUCGUCUCGAACCAUGGUGGACGCCAGCUUGACGGUACGCUCGCUACAUUGGAUGCCCUUCCAGAGAUUGUCGCCGCCGUGAAUCACCGCAUACCCGUCCACAUAGACGGUGGCAUCCGCCACGGUACCGAUAUCUUCAAGGCACUCGCUCUUGGUGCUGAUUUCUGUUGGAUUGGUCGGCCAAUGUUGUGGGGUCUGGCAUACAAGGGACAAGCUGGCGUCGAGCUCUGUCUUCGGUUGUUGACCGAUGAGUUCCAGUUAUGUAUGGGGCUUGCCGGCGUGGCCAGAGUUGCCGAUAUUGGCCCGCAAUUUUUGUACAGGGUCAAAGCGAGUGAGUUCUUGAGUCGGCUUUGAUGGAGACAUAGUCCAGGGCGACAGAACUGUUCUGUAGACUCAGAUGAAAUUAACUUCACCGGAUGCAACCAAGUAGCACCUGUAUUCG
Exophiala oligosperma is the source of this 1410-nucleotide messenger RNA. RefSeq lists its product as uncharacterized. The record is from RefSeq and is a predicted model, not a curated record. Gene Ontology annotation, molecular function: FMN binding; oxidoreductase activity. The coding region runs from base 108 to 1322 and encodes 404 amino acids. Lineage: Eukaryota; Fungi; Ascomycota; Eurotiomycetes; Chaetothyriales; Herpotrichiellaceae. The transcript has a single exon.